AGAUGUUCCACCAAGAUGAUCCGACCCGAGGAUAGAUGUUCCCAACGAUUCCUCUGGAGAGAUGGCGACGACGAGAGAGAUCCGGAUGUCUAUGAGAUGAACGUAAUGACGUUUGGAGCAGCCUGCUCGCCGAGCGCUGCGCAUUACGUGAAGACUAUGAAUGCCCUGAAGUAUCGGGACUCGAAUCCGAGAGCGGUCAAGGCCAUCACCGACUACCAUUAUGUCGAUGACUAUGUGGACAGUUUCGCUACAUUGAGCGAGGCUAUCAGCGUAUCUACCCGAGUGAAGGAGAUAAACAAGGAUGCUGGAUUCGAAUUAUGCCAGUUUUCAUCCAGCUCACCCACCGUGGAGACGGCUUUAGGACCUGGUCGAGUCAAGAGCGUCGGAUGGGGUGAGGCUGAAGAGAAGAUCCUCGGAAUGCGUUGGCAAGUAGCAACAGAUGACUUCAGAUUCAACGUGGAGUAUCAUCGAGUGCCAAGCAGCGUCCUGAGCUCCACUCAUCGAGUCCCUACGAAGAGGGAAUAUUUGAGCCUGGUGAUGGCAACGUUUGAUCCCCUGGGAUUCCUGUGCUGCCUCAUGGUUACAGCGAAGCUGCUGCUGCAAGAGAUUUGGAGGCAGAAGAUCCAGUGGGACGAACCACUACCGGAGGAGUUAAGCAAAGCCUUUGCGAUUUGGCGCAAAGAGAUGGACGCCGUGGGACAGUUCCGAUGUCCGCGCCAUUAUUUUGGGCGUGGAGCAGUCCGGGCCGUAGAGUUGCACGUCUUCGUGGAUGCUAGUCAGGCAGCAUUCGCGGCGGUGGCCUAUUGGAGGGUCACAUAUGAGGACGACGACGUGCAGGUGAGCUUCGUGAGUGCGAAGACGAAGUGUGCCACAAUGAGAACGAUGACGAUCCCACGGCUGGAGCUGCAGGCAGCAGUUCUUGGAACCAGGCUGAUGAACACUGACAAGGAGGAGCACAGUGUGGAAAUCACGGACCUGGUGUUAUGGACGGACUCUAAGACGGUGCUGAGAUGGAUCGGCAGCACCCACCGCCGGUAUAAGCAGUUUGUUGGCAACCGAGUGGCGGAGAUUUUGGAGUCGUCGAAGGUUUCCCAAUGAAGAUGGGUGCCUACAGCCGACAAUGCGGCUGAUGAUGCGACGCGGUCGCAGAAAGGAGUCGACCUUAGCCAGGAAUCAAGGUGGCUAAGAGGACCUGCAUUUUUGAGGCAGCCAGCUGGUCGGGGCCUGAGGAAGGAACUGAGCGUGUUCCAGAUGCCCCUGAUGAAGAAGAGAUUCCCAGUGAGUUUGCAUUAGUUGCGGCAGACGAUUUUGUUAUUCCGUUUCAGAGAUUCUCGAGCUUCAGUCGCCUGGUGAGGACCACAGCCUGGGUCCUACGGUUUGCGCGCUGGUGCCGCAAACAGCGAAACGAGCUCGAUGAAUACGGCCUUACUGCAGCAGAAUGUAAGGCCGCGGAGAACCUGUUGGUCAGACAGGCACAAUUGGAGUCGUUCCCCGACGAGAUGAGGUCGGCGGAAACUGGACAGGACGUCGCUAGAUCGAGCGACAUUCGAGGGUUGGUGCCCUACCUAGACGAGGACGGGAUUCUGCGAGCUUACGGCAGAAUUGAUGCCGCACUGUGCAUGCCGUACAGUGCGAGGAGGCCUGUAUUACUGUCACACAGGCACAGUCUGACAGAGCUGAUUGUGAGAGACUUCUACGCCAGGAUGAAGCAUUAAAAUGUGGAUGCUACGAUUACGGAGAUCCGGACAAAGUUCUGGUUCACAAAGAUGAGGCGUGUGAUGCGGAGAGUCAUCUCAUCGUGCAACGAGUGCAAGUUGCAGCGAGCGCGGCCGAUGCCGCCGAUAAUGGGACCCCAUCCGGAAGACAGACUGGCCCGACGAGAGUGGCGCAAGGGCAUCGUGGAGGAGAUCUACAGCGGAGCUGAUGGAGUCGUCAGACGCGCUAAGGUGCGCGUGAACGACAACGGCCUAUCUAGAACAAUGAUGCGACCCGUCUCUAAACUUGCAGUUUUGGAUUUGAGUGAAGCGGUUCGAAUGUCGCGGAUCGAAUAUUGUUAUCGAUAGGCUAGUUAGUAUUUUUGAGAAGUCCGAAUGUGGAAGGAUUUGUAAGCGCAUAUGUGUCUGGGCACAUUGUUUUUCGCCAUUGUAAAUUGCCGGGAAAAUUUAGGUUUUCAUUGUAGUGUAAGAAUUGGAGGACACACUGCGAAUAAAACGUGUUCUACUACCACGGA
This is a messenger RNA of Drosophila yakuba, 2230 nucleotides long. RefSeq lists its product as uncharacterized. NCBI's taxonomy places the organism in Eukaryota, Metazoa, Arthropoda, Insecta, Diptera, Drosophilidae. The transcript has 2 exons. The record is from RefSeq and is a predicted model, not a curated record. Bases 16 to 1098 code for a protein of 360 amino acids.